UGGACCAGUUGCAGUUGUUCGGUCGUUCAAGAGAGCGAGAGGUCGAGGUCGAGAGCGAGAGAGCACGCGCGCAAAGGCCGUGAAUCUUAAAGCACCAGGCGCCUGUCUCCUCUGGGGGGGAAAAUGGGUCACUUCUUAGCCUUCUGUUCUCUGCUGGCUCUCGUGUCGGCUGGCCCUGCCCAGUACUUCAGGGAGGAGUUCGGGGAUGGAGAUGCCUGGACAAGCCGUUGGAUAGAAUCAAAGCACAAAUCUGACUAUGGGAAAUUCAAACUUUCUGCUGGGAAGUUCUAUGGAGAUGCAGAGAAGGACAAAGGACUUCAGACAAGCCAGGAUGCUCGUUUUUAUGCUCUCUCUGCUCGCUUUGAUCCCUUCAGCAACAAGGAUAAGACCUUGGUGGUGCAGUUUACAGUGAAACAUGAGCAAAAUAUUGACUGUGGAGGUGGCUAUGUGAAACUCUUCCCUUCAAGCCUGAAUCAAGAGGGCAUGCAUGGGGACUCGGAAUACAACAUCAUGUUUGGUCCUGAUAUCUGUGGCCCAGGUACCAAGAAAGUUCAUGUAAUCUUCAACUACAAAGACAAAAACGUCUUGAUCAAUAAGGACAUCCGUUGUAAAGAUGAUGAGUUCACACAUCUCUAUACCCUCAUUAUCCGACCUGAUAACACAUACGAAGUAAAGAUUGACAACAAUAAAGUGGAGUCUGGCAACUUAGAGGAUGACUGGGAUUUCCUGCCUCCCAAGAAAAUUAAGGAUCCAGAGGCAAAGAAACCAGAUGAUUGGGAUGAAAGAGCUAAAACAGAUGAUCCUGAAGACACAAAACCAGAGGACUGGGAUAAGCCAGAGCAUAUUCCUGAUCCUGAUGCCAAGAAGCCUGAGGAUUGGGAUGAAGAAAUGGAUGGCGAGUGGGAACCACCAGUAAUCCAAAACCCAGAGUACAAGGGAGAGUGGAAACCUCGUCAGAUAGACAAUCCCAACUACAAAGGAAAAUGGAUUCAUCCUGAGAUAGAUAAUCCUGAAUAUACUCCUGAUCCCAGCCUUUACUCCUAUGAAAACUUUGGUGUGAUUGGCUUGGACUUAUGGCAGGUCAAGUCUGGCUCAGUUUUUGACAACUUCUUGAUUACUGAUGAUGAAAAGAUUGCUGAAGAAUUUGGCAAUGAAACCUGGGGUGCCACAAAGGAUGCAGAGAAGAAAAUGAAAGAGCAGCAAGAUGAAGAGCAACGAAAGAAGCAGGAAGAGGAAGAUAAGAAGAAGAAAGAAGAGGAAGGAGAAGAUGAACCUGAAGGUGAAGAUGCGGAGUAUGAAGAAGACGAGGAGGAGGAAGAAAAGGAGGAGGAAGAAACAGAGGGCCCACCAAAGGAUGAGCUGUGAUAGGGGGUUGUUAGGCGUGGUUGUCGGCUGAGCCUCACCCUGGGCCUGUACCAUGCAGUCUGCUUGGUUGAACCCAACUAAGGAGAGGGGAUAACAGUAAUGUCUCUAUGAGACAGAAGAACUUUCUUUUUUUUAUUGGUGUUUUUGUUUGUCUUAACCUCCUUCCCAAAUACCAUCAAUUAUUCAUACACUUGUGUAGAGGGGAACUAGAACCUGCACCCUAAGAAGACUAAUUGUAGGAACAACAAACCUUUGAAAUGGGGACUAUACCAUUGACCUUUUUUAUAAUUAUGGCCACUUUUCCACAAAUGUUUGACUCCAGUGGUCCUCCAGAAAUGGAUGCCAAUAAAGCAGAACUCCCCUGUAUUGCCUGCACUUUUGCUUACCCCUUUAAGGUGCAGAAAGCUCCAACAGGUGGGUUCAUAUUUAAAGGGGUUGAAGGCUUGGGGUGGGAAGAUGACAUGGUUUCCAGGAAAUGAAACUGAGACCACCAGUAUUUUAUGGUGAAUAAGGGCAAGGAUGUUGACAUCCUGUCCUGCCCCAGGAAGAGCAGUAAAGGGAGUCCCUUUCAGCUGCUGUGCACGUUAGACAAAACAGGUGCUUUUAAAAAAAAAAAAAAAGCACCAAGUGUAAUGAGCAAACAAUUGUUUUUUUUUCUGUUUGGAUGACACCCCUAGCUUUUAGAUAAUUCAUAUGACAGCCUGUUCUGUAUGUGUGUGUGUGUGUGAUCAUUGCAGACCUUCAGCUGCAGGAUCGGGGGGGGGGAGUGUGAGAAAUUUCUGCUAUGUGUUUAAAGAUGUUUUUUCAGGCAGAGAGCUAGGGACAGAAGAAAGGGCUUCUGGAGGCAGAGACUAACACCAGAAGGGGCCAUCUCACUUGUUCACACUUAAAUGUAUGAAAGAUUGAAGAAAAUUUCUAUUAAAUUAAACUUCAUGUCUGGCCCAUA
This is a messenger RNA of Rhineura floridana, 2311 nucleotides long. It is a transcript of the gene CALR, whose product is annotated as calreticulin. Gene Ontology annotation, cellular component: endoplasmic reticulum; endoplasmic reticulum membrane. Gene Ontology annotation, molecular function: calcium ion binding. NCBI's taxonomy places the organism in Eukaryota, Metazoa, Chordata, Lepidosauria, Squamata, Rhineuridae. Gene Ontology annotation, biological process: protein folding. Bases 124 to 1365 code for a protein of 413 amino acids. The transcript has 9 exons. The record is from RefSeq and is a predicted model, not a curated record.